CAAGUCUGGCUUCUGAAAUCAGAAGUACCAAAACAAACUCGAUCUCCCGAUCACAUUGAUUGGAUUUCAGGUGGGAUGAAUGCGCUCUCGAUUUGGGCACGGAUUGGUCGCCCUCAUCGCCUUUGGACGAGGCCCAGCUCAGGGCUAGCCCCUCAACGCCACUUGAGUUUCCAGACGUGUCGAUGCCGCCGCAAGAAAACGCCCUUUAUUGAGUCGGCCGAGGCUCAAAUCUUCCGGCAGAUUGUGCCGGAUGUAAUCCACUUGAACCCCGCCUCUCAUGCCCGGGCCCUGACGGAUAAACCCGCCUAUCCUACUCGGCCUGGCUUUCGGCCCCAAUCGUUGGAGGUGUCCGUUUUGGGUGUACCCAACGCCGGCAAGAGCACGUUGGUCAACACCUUGGUGGGCGUAACGGCUUGUCCACAUUCUUCCAAAGUUCACACCACCCGUCAAAACUCGGACAUUAUCUACACGCAAGACGAGACUCAGAUUAUAUUUCGGGAUACGCCAGGUGUGGUCAGACUCAAAGAUGCGGCCAAAUUUCAUUUGGAAAACACUCUGGUGAAUGAUCCUGAACAAGGCUGCUCGGAGGCCGAUGUCAUCGUGGUGGUUCAGGACGUGUCGAAUCGGUAUGUCCGCGAAGCCCUUGACAAGCGCAUUUUGCGAUUGCUCUGCCUAUUCCAUCACAUCCCAUCGGUGCUUGUCCUGAACAAAAUUGAUACGAUUCCCAAGAGUCGUCGGGUUUAUGACCUCAUUCGCAAAUUGACUUGCAAUCGGCUUAGGAAUCAAGUCACAUCUACCCGAAUCUUACCUCAACCGGACCCUCGAUCCGUAGAAUCCUACUUGAAAUCAAAGGAAAAGGCCAAGCCCGUGGAAAAGAAAGUUCGGAAUGAGGACUUUCUGGCCACUUUACAAGCCACUGAAAUUUUGACUGAGACCAAGGUAGCUGAAUUGACCGAGGGGGUCGUGGGUUGGCCCAAUUUUACUGAAGUGUUCACGAUAUCAGCCCUAUCAGGUGAGGGCAUUUCGCCGCUGAGAGAUUUUUUACUCCACUCUGCACGUGAUCGUGAGUGGCGUUUCUCGGACAAACUCGUGACCCGAGACAAUCCCAAGGACAUUGUGAUCCGGACCUUGAAGGCCAAACUGUUGGAUGUCCUACCGGAAGAGAUCCCCUAUGCUCUUCAACCGGAAAUCGAAUUUUGGAAUUGUGACGAGGGAACACUCAAAGUGGGGAUCUUGAUCAAAUCGAAAGUGGAGCGAUACGUGGGUGUCCUUCUCAGUAACGGAGGAGAUUAUAUCAAAACCUUUGCCAAAUUAGCCGAGCAAGACCUUCAGAACUUUUUCCAAACCGAAGUCUUUGUGAGUGUGAAUGUGAAAUUGACGGGAAAAAGGACUGAUAAAGUGAAAAGGCGAACUGUGCGCCACGCCCCCGCCCCUUUCGAUGUGUUAGUUUAA
Molecule: messenger RNA, 1452 nt
Organism: Tigriopus californicus
Lineage: Eukaryota; Metazoa; Arthropoda; Copepoda; Harpacticoida; Harpacticidae
Product: GTPase Era, mitochondrial-like
Exons: 3
Coding region: 76-1452 (458 amino acids)
Biological process (GO): ribosomal small subunit assembly
Cellular component (GO): mitochondrial matrix
Molecular function (GO): rRNA binding; ribosomal small subunit binding; GTP binding
Source: RefSeq, a predicted model, not a curated record